AUGGACGAAAUGUCUAGGGGAAUGUCACAAACAGGAAGCAUUACAACAACUGACAAAGUUGAAGAAAUUGAUGGUUCUUCUGCGGACGUUGUAUAUGUGAGCGAACUAUGUCUGGAGUGCGAACGAGUAUGUGCCGCCUGCGAACGCUUAGGUUCCGUUGUUACUGUCACAAAUUCAGAAGCAUUACCAGAGACUCCAACGCAAUGCUCAAUUCCAGCAUAUCUUGUUACUACUCCUUUUGAAGGCAACCUCUUUGAUGCUGCUCACAAAGCCAAGUACAGGGUGCUGGGUCCGACAGCAGUGCUGCAGCUGGCAGAGCGCAAUGAGCCCCCGCCGGCCAACACGCGUCCACUUUAUUCCCUGGCGAUGCGAGGGGCCGUAAUAUGUUUCUCUGGCUUUCGAAAGAAAGAUGAACUGACGUACCUGAUAACACUAAUCCACUACAUGGGGGGUUCCAUCCGCAAAGAUAUGUCUAGUAAGGUCACUCAUUUGAUCGCGGCGGCAGCGACGGGAGACAAGUACAGAUACGCAUCGGGCUUCGGUCUUCCAGUGUUGGCGAGGUCUUGGGUGGAUGCCUGUUGGGAGAGACGAGACGACCCAGCAUGUCUGGCUACAGACGAUGCUAUGAUAAAAGAGCACAAGUUAAAAGUAUUUACUGGCGCCAGGGUUUGCUUUAUGGGGUUCCCCGAUGACGAAACGCAGCAUAUGGCCGAGGUUCUCGCCAGCAACGGCGGCGCCUCCUGUCAACUCGACGACCCUGACUGUACCCAUGUCGUAAUGGCCAAUGGGGAGACUUUCGGUCGUUCGCUUGUCCUAUCACCUCGUUCGAAUACUCCUAAUACAUCUGUUAAACCUAUCCGCUCCACUCCCACGAGACCUCAGACCACUCCAAAGAGCUCUCUAUACCGCCGAUUGUCAGCGCGGCUCUCCGGCUGUCGGUCUAGUCCAAAUAAACAAAACGAAACAAACGCAAUAGACGAUGAGAGGGAGAAACAUCUGCUGGACGCUAGAGAACGAUUUAGAAAUAGUAAAGGCAGUAUUUGCGCAAAUAAAAGUCAAGACAAUAACAGUAUUAGUAAAAUCGAAAAGUCGAUUGUUGAUGAUUUGCACAUAGGCGUAGAAGGAAACAAUCGGAACGAGUACAAUAUAGAAACGCGAAAGUACAAAGCUAGCGAUAAAGAAAAUAAACGCACCUCAUAUUUGCACGGUAGCGACAGAACGCAUGCCAAAGACAAAAGGGAAGUGUUUAAAAACAAGUCUAUGAAUAUAUUCAACAUUGUAGACUGCAUAACGGAAUCCGGAUCUCUUAAUUCGUCUCUAACGAAAAGCUUGUGCGAUUUAGAUUAUAAAAAUGAAGCUGGCUUCUUAUUACCCACUCCAGGGGAAUGCAAAGACUUGCAACAAUCAACUACGACUAUAUCUUCUGGCAAAAAAAGAAGUCGUAACUCCACCGACUCUAACAUCCAAGUCAGUCCGAUUGAUGCGACUAAUUUAUCACCAGAUAAAACGGAAGAAUCUACCUGGAAAUCUAUUAAAAGACUGAAAAUCAAAGAUUCUUUCAAAUUUAAGAAUAGACCAACUAUAUUUAAACGCACAAAGAAAGAUUCUGUUACCAAAGUACCUGGAGAUAUCACUGUAGAGUCCGUGAGUCCAGAUCAGGUAAAACCGACGGAUCCGGCUGGCGAAUAUAUUGCAUCCACAUCGUCUCCUAUUCGGGAAGAUGACAAUACGUCCAUUUGUUCUAUGAAUCUCAGUAAACAGUCGGGCUUUUUCGACAUGUCCUUCGCGUCCAUUAAGAGUUCAAAAACCGUAAAAUCGAAACUCCGAAGAAGUGUGAAAUCAUUCACGUCGUCUUUUAGAAGCGAAAGGAAAAAGAAAUACGAAAAGCGAGCUGAAAGAAACACUGUGGAAGUCGACGCUUCACAUUUACCCACCGAUCUCAAAAAUGUUUCUACACCUAAGAGAGAAUUGAAUGAAAUGCAUUUAGACAUAUCACCGGUCCAAGUCGAUACUGUCGACAGCACAGAUAUGAGAACGCCGACAGUUGAAAUACGAAAUUUAGACGAGCUGGAUGAAUCGGCAAUAUUUAAGACGCCGCAUAGAGUCUGGUUGAGGAACCACAGGCAUUCCAUCUGUGGUAGCGGAGAGUUAAGAGCGAAGAGCGCUAGUCAUAUCCCGGUGUGCUCUGAGAGCAUUCCCGCCCCACCGUCCCCCUCCCAGUCCGUCUCUGACGCCCUGCGGGUUCGCACCGUGACGUCGCCCGCAUCGACGCCUCCCAUCCGCGACGCUCGCGCCAUAUCGCAAUGCCAUGGAUUCUUGUUGCCGGUCGUAGACGAGCACAAUACAGUAAUAGUGCCCGAUUGCUCUCAACGCGUCCAUAUCGUUAAGGCGGAAUGGUUUUGGGCAUCCGUCCAGAAUGAGGAAGCGCAGGACGAAAGAGACUACUUGUUUAAAGAUUACCUAGAUGAAGUAUCGCGGCGAUCGUCUGUGGGUGGUGCAGGCACGUGUCAGGAAGAGAGCAAUGGCGCGGUCGGCGAACGAAGCAAUGUAGGUGCAGCAGGCAGUACACCAGCGCACCUUCAGCGGAUGCGCAAGCGCAAGUUGCGGGGCGGAGAUGCCGCUUUACAUAAACGGCGAUCUUCUGUUGGUGAUGCGGUACUUCUUAGCUUAUCAGGGAAUUUGCUGGAUUGUACUCCCUCACCAGACGGCAAACAAUUACUGGAAGAGUCAGAAGUUCCUGAUAAUGUCGUAAGAAAAUUGAUGUCACCACGUCAACAAGUGUUUAUGGAAUUAUUGCAGACUGAGUCAAAUUAUGUGGGAAUUCUUCAUACGAUAGUUACAAUGUUCAAACAACCACUAGAGGAAAUGGCAGAAGAAGAUGACAAUAAUGGCAAAAAUCAAGCGCUACUCAACAAUACAGAACUGAAAAUUAUUUUUGGAAAUCUACCGCCAAUUUAUGAAUUACAUCAACGAAUGCUGGAAGAGCUAAAGUGGGCGCAGGCGCACUGGAGCGAAGAGGUCAGCAUCGGUCGACUGGUGCUCCGGUAUACGCCAGACAUGGUGAAGGCAUAUCCACCUUUCGUGAAUUUCUUUGAAAACACCAAGGAGAUGCUUCAACAGUGCGACCGAGAGAAUCCCAGAUUUCAUGCAUUCCUGAAAAUUUGCCAAACCAAACCUGAGUGUGGCCGGCAAAGUUUACAGGAACUCCUUAUAAGACCAGUGCAACGAUUACCCAGCAUAAGUUUAUUAUUAGAUGAUAUAUUAAAACACACGCAUAAGAGCAACCCAGACCACGUAGCCCUGGUGUCGGCGCUGGCCGGCCUACGCGAGGUGAUGUCGCACAUCAAUGAGGACAAGAGGAAGACCGAGGGGCAGCUGCAGAUGUUCGACAUAUACAACGAUAUCGACCAGUGCCCGGCUCAUUUGGUAUCGUCUCACCGUUCGUUCGUGGCUCGAUGCGAGGUCGUGGAGUUGUCGAAAGAGCUUUCGGGGAGAGGUGAUCAUCUUGUACUAUUUCUUUUCACGGAUACGAUGGAAGUUUGCAAGAAGAGAUCAAAGGCUUUCAACAGUAAAAGUCCAACGAACGGUACGGGCACGAUGCGAAUAGGUUCAAGCAAGCCGUACAGACACAUAUCUCUCAUGCCGCUCAGCACUGUCAAGCGGGUCGUCGACAUAAGGGAGGCGGAAGAUUGUCACAACGUUUUUGCUCUGAUGUGCCGCAGCAAUCAGGAAUUAAAGGAGAAGUUAUACUCAUUCAUGAUAACAGACGAGUCUGUGGAUAAGGGACACUUUCUCCGCCAAUUGUGCAGGCAGAUGGCCAACACCGUCUGCAAAGCUGAUGCUGACAAGUUUUUGGCGUGCCUUGAGUCCCACCAGUUGGACAUAGACACCAGUGAUCUAGCGCUCAGCACUCUCUCCAAGGUAUCCAAGUUUGCAGCGCGCACUAGAAUAAAGCUGGAGGCGUUGGCUGGGCUGGGCGGGUGGCUGCGCGCGGCACCCUCUGCAGCACUCCUUGACACUUGGGUAUUGCGCGCUCACUUACUACCACAGGUGGAGCGAGCGUUAUCGUUCAACAAGACGCCGUCGAAGCUAAAGCGCGCGAUGUCUUCAAUAAUAUCUCCCUUCGGCUCGACCUCGAGCCUGACGCCCGCUUCACAGCAACUAGCGCAAAUGAGGCUGGCCAGUUGCAAUAAUAUUAACGAGAUGGGGGGUAGCGGCGCAGGGGGAGAAGGUAGCGAGGUUCUCGUAGCGCCGCUGUCAGUACAGCCCACUCGAAAAGCGACAGCGGGCGCCGCAGCCGCCUUGCGUCGCUUCUGA
Leptosia nina is the source of this 4317-nucleotide messenger RNA. The record is from the annotation of a GenBank genome assembly. NCBI's taxonomy places the organism in Eukaryota, Metazoa, Arthropoda, Insecta, Lepidoptera, Pieridae.